Messenger RNA from Phytophthora nicotianae INRA-310, 1527 nucleotides. RefSeq lists its product as hypothetical. Gene Ontology annotation, biological process: positive regulation of DNA repair; negative regulation of extrinsic apoptotic signaling pathway in absence of ligand; anatomical structure development. The transcript has a single exon. NCBI's taxonomy places the organism in Eukaryota, Oomycota, Peronosporomycetes, Peronosporales, Peronosporaceae. The record is from RefSeq and is a predicted model, not a curated record. The coding region runs from base 1 to 1527 and encodes 508 amino acids. Gene Ontology annotation, cellular component: nucleus. Gene Ontology annotation, molecular function: protein tyrosine phosphatase activity.
AUGGUGGCACGAAGGACACACCCGCCGUGCGACGGGUGGGUGGCUCACUCGCAAAAGCUCGCGACGAGGAACAAGACGCUGCAUUUGAUUAUGUCAGCGCUGCGAGCGCGGCUGGGAGAUGCUGUGGCUAAGCUGGUGUUGCUGCCCGUAGUGGGCGUGAGUCUCUGCGGGGCCGUGACCCUCAUUCUCGGGCUGCAAUGGAUGGAGGCGCUGCAACGCCAGCGUCAGGCGAUUAAAUGGCGUACUCGGCUGUGGGCGAUGGUACUCGCGCUACUGCUAGCACUGGCGCCGGCCAAGCGGCUCGAUGCUGCAGUGACACCGCACUGUAUGUCGCCAGUGGACGAGAGAUUGGAAGAAGGAACCGCUAAGCUGCUCAAUAGUGGAGACAAGAGAGACGCCAACGAUGGAGACGUCGAUGGGACGGGCGAAGAAAGUUACGCGUCACGUCCUUUGAAAAGACAGAAGUCAGAACCUGGAGAGAGAGACGUAACUGAGCAGAAGGACGCACAGGACGACCAAAACGACGAGCAAGGACAAGCUGGAGAUGAAGAAAACAAAGACGACGGUGAUGAGGAGACGCAGCGCGAGACAUUAAGGACCAAAGGUCUUUCCAAACGUGUUCGGAGACGCGUGUUCAUCUGGGAUUUAGAUGAGACUUUGGUGCUCUUCGCCUCGCUGUACACGGGCACUUUCGCUCAAAUGCACGGUAAGGAGGUUGCGCCUGGAGUAGCUCUUGGUGAGCAGAUGAUGACCUUUUUACUGGCGAUGCUGGAGAAACAUUUCUUCUUUAGUGACCUGCACGAUACAGACGUGGACCACAUCGCACAUGUUGCUGCUAACGAUUGCAGCGUGUCUGGCCAGGAACCAACAAUACAGGAGAGAUACGAGCGUAUCCGCGAGAUCUACGAGCGUCGCGGACACGUGGAUUUUUUGCACGAUACGAACAGUGAGUGGUUCGCCAUCCGUGGCGCGCUAGUGGCAGCUAUUGAUAAUUUUUCAACUGGUUGGCUGCACGAAGCUCGGCAAGUAUUGGAACUCACUGCAGAGCCUGUGAACUCCCGAACGGGACCCGCUCAGUCCGAAACCUGUCCUAAUGAUACCAAAAUCGAAGAAGAGGUGGAAAAUGUGAACGUGUUGGUCACAAAUACGCAACUGGUGCCAGCAUUGUGCAAGUGCCUCAUUUACCAGUUAGAUGCAUUCUUCCCGAUCGAUUGCGUAUAUUCUUCGGCAAAAAUUCACAAGUAUCGGUGCUUUGAAAGGAUCAUGGAGAAGUACAAAGCCCCCGACGUGGAAUUUGUAGCCAUUGGAGACGGGCUGGAGGAAGAGCAGGUAAGUCUUGCUCUUGGUCUAGAGUUCCACAAGAUUCGGUCGCUUGUGGAUCUCAAACGACUUCGCUACGACUUGCAGUUAGUGCAAGUCAAUAGUAACAACUCCACGUCGAAUGCUGCGGUGGUCGAUCCUCCUGCUGUCGCUGCAGCUCCAAUGUCUGUUGCCUCGUCCUCUGUCGGCCAAACUGCUGUAGUCUAG